CGUACGAUGUGAAAUCGGCGUUUAAAUGACAUUGUUUUUAAUUUUUAAAAUUAAAUGUCAUUUAAAACUUGAAAUAAAAUUAUAUUUUAUUUAAUUAAUAUAUUUAAUGUGCAAACAUUGAGUUGGUUCCGCUAAACAAGUAUUAAAUAAAAAAAACUAAAAAGUGAGUUUACAGUUUAGAGAUAAUGCGUUUCUGGGUCAGGUCAUAUGGGAGACUGAAUACGGGGUCAAGCUUGUAUAUAGGACAAAAUAGAGACAAGGACGGUAUAGCUUUUGGAAUGUAAGCAAUCUCUCGACUGGGAUUACUCCGUAACACACGACUUGAGUUUGGAGCUAUCAUCAACUGAACAUUUUCAAUAGUUUUUUCAAUCACAUUUUGGAUGGACUCCAAUUUCCUGGGAUAAACCAAUAACAUAAAUAACUCCUUCAGAUUGUUAACUAAAAAAUGAGUAAAUAAAUGAACUGGGAAUUAAAAUUGCAAUUUUCAAGUUGAAUCAGAGUGAAAAGUGUUUUGUUAAAAAAGUUCAGUGGAAUUAAAGUAAUUAAAAACUGUUGUAUAAAAUAUAAAACAAGAUAGUUUGAAAGCAUAAAAAUUAAAAAGUAAAUGUGUGAAAUAGUGUAGAGAUUCAAACAUUCAUAAAGAAUGUUUGAGAGUGUGGUAUCGGGGUGAUCGAUCUGGAGGAGAUAAUGGCAGGUGUUGGAAAAGAGGCUGUGAGCCGGAUGCUUCGACACAUUCUCACGAAUCUCACUAGCAGUGCCAUUGCCAUUACCACAGAGGUUGGUAUAUCUCCGGCUAACCCAAACACGCGAAGGACGAGUGACAACGCUGUAGUUUCUGUGCCCUCACCGACAUCACAAGCCAUGGUUGCGGGCCCGAUUAGCGAUAGUGUGACUAUUUCGGCUAAUCCGUCCACGGGUUUAACCAGUCCCGCGGUUACGACCACGACUAAGCCAGACCAACACGUCUACAAUUCCACGGGCUACCUCGUUGAGCAGGAUGAGCUGGAAUACAGUAUCCUGGCAGCAUUUUCUGAUAUGCAAACAGUUUUCCUCGCCUGCAUUUCAACUUUACUGCCAUUGAUCGUCGCUUUGGCAAUUGUUUUUGGUGUAAGGCAUGCUUGGAGAAAAUACAGACACAGAAGAAAUGGAGCAAGUAAUUUGCCCUGGUAUCGUGGUGUUUGUUCCCGUGAUGAUACUGCAGAAUCUCUUCAUCAUCGCCCUCAUUCCGGUAGUAUCAGCAUCUUACCAGCAACACGAGUAUUAUCAGCUCAAGACUUGGUAAACGGUCUCAAUGGUCCAAGGUACAUCUGUGAGACGGAAGUAAUGGACGAAGUAGCUCUUGCAGCCAGCAACGUAGAGUUCGCAUCUCCUGGGAACCACUCGGGUAAAAACGCCAAUGGCAACAUCAUCACCCUCACGCUCAAGAAUAACCAUCUCAUCGUCGAGACCGAGGAACGGGCGGUCACGAUGGAAGAUAAUUCUUUUGUCGUUGAAGUUCAACCAAAAUAUCUACAAGAUGAUAUAGAUAUCAUUACAACUGGUUUAAUCGAUGAUGUAACAUGCAGGGUGACUGAUCAACAAGCAUUGGUUCAUCGAGAGGAAAUUCCAGAAGAUCAAUCAUCAGAAUUUGGGACCACAAAGCUCUUUGGAAGCAUCAAUACUGGCUUGUCUCAAUCAGACCUUUCAAUUGCUAGUCAUGGUACUGUAAAUCAUAGUUAUCGCUAUGGAAAUCAAAUAGAAUAUGAUGCUAGUCAGCUAGGCUAUUCGACGUACGAUGAUGUAAAUUACAAGGCUGACCUCAUCUCUCGGAACCUUGAGGGCGUCUCUAAGUGGGUGGAAUUCGAUAAAUCACCUGACACUCAAAAGAUACUUCUCAACGAGUGUGAAAACUCUAGUUUUGACAAAGGAGUGAAUCAUGAAUACAAAAAAUUAAAUAACAUUGACAGUUCCUUGGAUUCAGGAUCAUCAUUAGAACACCAGGAUUCAACUGAUGCUAGCAAUUCAACUGAUACUGUUAGGUCAAAUCCGAAUUUACAAAUAAAUGGUACAACUCCGAAUAAGUUGGAAAACAUGGAACGUAAGGGUUUACUCAGAGAUUGUGAUAAGUUGGAACCUAGUAAACCAAUAAUAACUGGAGCUCUGUUCAAAGAUGAAGUGCCCGAGGUGGGGCUGCAGGAGCAGAAAAACAAACUAGGAAAUGGAACUUUGUCUCCGGAGCAUAAAAAUUCCAAACCACGAGAUCAGAACCCUGAAGGUAGUGUAUUUGUUCCUAGUCACAAACGAAGUGGUAGUAUCCCACCACGACUUAUUGAAGAUUCUCUUGAAAUAGAUCGAAAAAAGGGUAUUGAUAUUUAUAGCCAAAUAAAAACAAGUAUUCUUCCAAGUUUAAGUCCUAAGUUUGAAUUACUUCAAAAUGAAAUUAGUCCGAUUGAUGAAAAAGAAAGUUAAUUUAUUAAGUAAUAAAACUAUACGUUGCUUCGUUUAUAGAAGCAGGAAUAGAAAAAUCAUUAAUCUACUGUCAAUCAGAAAAUUACUAUGAUAAUAUUUCUGAUUGCUGAUUUUAUCAAAAAAAUAAACAAAAAAACUAGGAAAAAAUUAAAAUUUAAUUUUUCGAAUCGAGAGAAUAUUCGAUGGUUUGACAAAUUGACGCAGAAGUCGACAUUUACAUAUUAUUACGAUGGAUCUUCAAUCGACGUGAAAAUUCGUAGGGAAUGGUUGAAAGCUACAAGAGAAAUGUUAGAGUCUGGUUCUCUUAUCAUUCCAAUAAAUUGGCUAAAUCUGAAGAAAAAGCAUUCGAGUCGUGAGAGAUGGUUGAUCGAACCAACAGUACGUUGACGACUACUCUGUUCACCUCAUUGUCUUCUUGACGUGACGCAGAUUCAAGGGAUUAUGUUGAAUAAAAACGUAAAGACAUACGAGCCACAGAGAACAAUUGAGACUAACGAACUCGUACGUUAUAGCACAGUGUUAAUUUCGUGCUGUACAUUGUGUGAACCGAGACCCGCCAGUCAGUGACGUAUGAAUGAAACUCAAAUCAUAGGAAUACUAGUACUUUGCUAUAUACAUAUGUGUAACUGCAAGCACCAGGCAUAUCUAUGAUUAAUUCAGUUUCAUGUGUAUUUAUUAUUGUCAUUGAAUAUUUGCGAGUAAAUUCAAUUGUGUGGUGUAAAAAAGUAAUAAUAAACGGUACAUCUGAUUCUACCUAAAUAAUAAGCAUCAUGAAAUGUCCAUUUGAUAUAUGAUAAACUCGAUAUAAGAUCCUAUUAUUAUAAUAAUAAUAAUUUAUAAGAAUUUUUUUUGGAAAUGUGAAGAAUUAUACCUCGUAUGUGAACUCUGAAAUAUAACAUACAUCAAGUAAUUAUGUAUUUCAGUAUGAAAAUAAGUACACAGCUAAUGUAGUAAAAGUUUAGUUAAUUUUCAAAUGGAUUUUUGUAAUUUAUAAAAUUACUAAGAGUUUUUCAAAAGUAUAUUGAAAACUCAAUCAAUAUAUAUAUAGAGUAUCAGACAAUUGGAAGUUCAUUUAAAUACUUAAAUGCAGUGGCGGGAAAGAAAAAAACUGAGUUAAUUUAAUAAGUCUUGAUUCAAGUGUUGGUUUAAUGGGAAUCCAAUUAAACAAAAAGUAUCUGAAAAAAUGGUAAUCAUACAUAAUAGACUAACUAAUAGGAUUAAAAUAAUCUGAGAAAAUGAGAAAAAAAUUAAAUUUUUUAUUGGAAAUCUAUAAAAUAAUUUUUUCGAUAUUUUAAUGAGAAUGACAUUACCAUAAAUAAACUAAUGUUUCAAUCCAUUAAAAUAUCUCUUAUGACCUAUAUUGCAAAUUUUUAGAAAUGAAU
Chelonus insularis is the source of this 3830-nucleotide messenger RNA. RefSeq lists its product as uncharacterized. NCBI's taxonomy places the organism in Eukaryota, Metazoa, Arthropoda, Insecta, Hymenoptera, Braconidae. The coding region runs from base 688 to 2448 and encodes 586 amino acids. The record is from RefSeq and is a predicted model, not a curated record. The transcript has 8 exons.